AUGGUUGAAUCAGUAAGCAUUACUGCAAAUGAGGAUAUUCUUGUAGAUGAUGAUGGCAAACCUAAAAGAACCGGGACAGUUUGGACUGCAACUGCACAUAUAAUAACAGCAGUAAUUGGUGCUGGAGUUUUGUCAUUACCAUGGGCCAUGGCUCAAUUAGGAUGGAUAAUUGGCAUAUUAUCUUUCUUAAUUUGUUCUUCUGUUAUUCUCUAUACCUCCAAUCUUUUAACUGAUUGUUAUAGAUCACCAGACUCAGUUACUGGACAAAGAAAUUCCACUUAUAUGGAGGCUGUAAAAGCUAACUUAGGUGGUAGAAUGCACUUGAUAUGUGGAAUAGUCCAAUAUACCAACCUUACAGGAGCUGCUAUUGGAUACACAAUAACUACAUCCAUAAGUAUAGUGGCAAUACGAAAGAUCAAUUGCUUCCAUAAAAAAGGAGUUGCAUCCGAUGAAUGUCGUUUUUCAAAUAAUCCAUACAUGAUUGGUUUAGGAAUUGUUGAAAUCUUUUUGUCCCAAAUUCCACAUUUCCACAAGAUAUCUUGGCUCUCAAUCAUAGCAUCAAUCAUGUCUUUUGGAUAUGCAUUUAUUGGCAUAGGACUUUCAUUUGCUACAAUAAUACAAGGAAAAGGAAGAAGCACUUAUUUAAUUGCAAGCAAGGGAGAAUUUACCUCAGACAAAAUUUGGAAUAUGCUCGUUGCAUUGGGAAAUAUUACCGUUGCAAGUAGCUAUAGUCAAAUUGCAAUAGAUAUCCAGGACUCGUUGAAAUCAUCGCGAGCAGAAAAUGCAGUAAUGAAGAUGGCAAAUAAGAUGGCUAUAGUUACAAUGACAGUUAUAUUUCUGUUAUGUGCGUGCUCUGGUUAUGCUGCAUUUGGCUCAGACACUCCUGGCAGCAUCCUCAUGAGCUCUGGCUUCAAGGAGCCAUUUUGGCUUAUUAACAUAGCAAAUGUCUUCAUUGUCAUACACCUUCUUGGAGCAUACCAGGUACUUUGCCAACCAAUCUAUGGUGUUGUUGAAACAUUAGCUAAGCAACAAUGGCCAAACUCAACUUUUAUAAUGGAAGAAUUCUCAGUGAGCAUUGGAAAAGUAAAGUUGAAUAUUAAUUUGUUUAGGCUGGUUUGGAGAACAGUAUUUGUUGUGGUAGUGACUAUUCUAGCCAUGGCAAUGCCUUUCUUUAAUGAAAUUCUAGCACUUCUAGGGGCAACUGCAUAUUGGCCUUUGGGAAUCUAUUUUCCAGUGGAGAUGUUCAUUGCCAAACAGAAAUUGAAAAAACGAACAUUUCAAUGGAUUGGACUUCAAACCUUGAAUGCUAUAUUUAUGCUACUGGCAAUAGCUGUAGCAUGUGCAGCCAUUCAUGGUUUGAAUGAAUCUCUCAGGAAAUACAAGCCAUUUAUGUAUAAAGGAUAG
Molecule: messenger RNA, 1404 nt
Organism: Arachis stenosperma
Lineage: Eukaryota; Viridiplantae; Streptophyta; Magnoliopsida; Fabales; Fabaceae
Product: amino acid permease 1-like
Exons: 7
Coding region: 1-1404 (467 amino acids)
Cellular component (GO): plasma membrane
Source: RefSeq, a predicted model, not a curated record